Messenger RNA from Psammomys obesus (fat sand rat), 2288 nucleotides. It is a transcript of the gene Mpzl1, whose product is annotated as myelin protein zero like 1. NCBI's taxonomy places the organism in Eukaryota, Metazoa, Chordata, Mammalia, Rodentia, Muridae. The transcript has 6 exons. Gene Ontology annotation, cellular component: focal adhesion; membrane; cell surface. The record is from RefSeq and is a predicted model, not a curated record. Bases 124 to 948 code for a protein of 274 amino acids.
CGCUGGGGCCGGGAGCGGGGAGCGGUGGCGCGGAGGUGUCCUGGCGCCCGCGGCCGCGACUCGGAGCCGUGAGGUCGAGCCGACCGCAGCGGGAAGCCGGCGGAGCGGAGCGGCGGGAGCAGGAUGGCGGAGGCCGUCGGAGCCGUGGCACUGAUCGCCCCCCCGGCUCGCCGGCGCUGGCUGUGGUCGGUGCUGGCCGCGGUGCUCGGGCUGUUGACAGCGAGAAUAUCAGCCUUGGAGGUGCAUACCCCUAAAGAGAUCUUUGUGGUGAACGGGACACAGGGGAAGCUCACGUGCACAUUCGACUCUCCUAAUACGACUGGAUGGUUGACCAUUGUUUCCUGGAGCUUCCAGCCCGACGGCACUGACAGCGCUGUGUCGUUUUUCCACUACUCGCAAGGACAAGUCUACAUUGGAGAUUAUCCACCAUUUAAAGACCGAGUCACCUGGGCCGGGGACCUGGAGAAGAAAGAUGCAUCAAUCAAAAUAGAAAAUAUCCAGGCUGUUCACAAUGGCACCUAUAUCUGUGAUGUCAAAAACCCUCCUGACAUUGUUGUCCGGCCCGGGCACAUUAGGCUCCAUGUGGUGGAAAUAGGUACUUCCCAAGACAAUCUGUUGGUGUUCCUGGUCUGGGUGGUGGUGGGCACUGUUACUGCUGUGGUCCUGGGCCUCACUCUGCUCAUCAGCCUGGUCCUGGUUGUCCUCUACAGAAGGAAACACGCAAAGCGGGAUUAUACCGGCUGCAGUACUUCAGAGCGUUUGUCACCAGUUAAGCAGGCUCCACGGAAGUAUCCCUCCGACACAGAGGGGCUAGUAAAGAGUCCGCCUUCCGCCGGAUCUCACCAGGGCCCGGUCAUAUACGCACAGUUAGACCACUCUGGUGGACAUCACAGUGGCAAGAUCAAUAAGUCAGAGUCCGUGGUGUAUGCGGACAUCCGGAAAGACUAAGAGAACCCCCCAAACAUACCUUAAGCAAUGAAAGAAACGCAAAUUGGACUCUUGUGCAGAAGAUGCUCGUAACCACGCAUGGCCUUGAGGACUCAGGCAAGGACGAGCACAUGUCUACUCAGAGAGAAGGAAAAGUGUACAAAGGAUGUGUAUAUUCUAUUUAAUCUCCCUGAUGCGCAGGGCCGGUGUUGCAUGAUGAAGAAGUGGUAUGAGUCUAUGUAUGUAUAAAUUGUCUUACUGUUUCUGUAUAUUCUUGCAGAGAAGUUUCUAAGUGGGAAGUUUCAGAAACAUCCCUACCAUCCGGCGAUAACGGUUGCCUUCCUGGAGACUCCGCAGAACCGUUUAGUAUUUCCAGCAGACGUGGCCUUUUCAUCUAAGGGCUCAACCAGUCUUAGCAUUUCUCGAUUUCUUGUAGCUAGAGAAAGAUGUUCAGUGGAAGUGUGUUUCUCACGGUAUCAGAACCAUUUAUUCCAUGCUAGCUUAUAGACACUGUCCAUUAACCGUGCCACCUGAGGACAGUUUGGGAUGUUUUUGUUGUUGCUUUUCUAAAAUAGGAGGGGAUUCUCAGCUUUAGAUUGUCCUCGUCACCAGCUUUCUGUUACCUAAGCUCUCACCAGUGAGCUUUUGUCAGCGUGCACACAGCACAGCUGGCUGAGGCUGUGUUCCUGGUUAAAAGGGUACAAAUUACAGAGCCCAAGCAUGAUGUUAACGUCAGAGGAAGCCAGAAUUCUUUUUCUUCUUCCUAGCGACUUUUAUUCAUUUCUAUGAAUGAACGGCACAUUCCAGACACAGGUGCUGUGCCACCUCCUUGCAGUGCUGGGACCGUGGAUGUAUGUGAGACGCUCUGUGGGUUUUGCUCAGAUGGCAUCUCUUCUUGGCCAUCUACAGCUGGCUCCAUGACCUCCCUGCCCAGUCAGAGCCCAGUCCCCUGUCCCAAACCUGCUUUCUUCCCCAGGUAGAAGCAGUUAGCUGCCUGCAUCCUGGGACUAGGUCUGCAGCGUGGUUCUAGCUGCCUGCAGGACAGUGCACAGACCCCAUGUCCUAGCUCCACACACCCCCUCUCUGCAGUCCCCAGGCUCUUUCCUGACUACAGAUAACAGUGAGGUCACGUCCAGAAGGCAGAGCUGCCCUUCCCAGGUCUUCCGACUGGAAGAGUGAGGCCUAAAACUUCCGCGCGAAUUAUGACAGGACACCUAAAAGGGCCGGCUUACAGACGAAAAUUCUUGUCUGUGUUCCUCCUGGAAAUGCAUCCGGCUAGGGAGCGAUAUCAAGUUCAUUGUUACUUUCUGAUAUUUUCUUUUGUACUUCUGUGGAUAUUUUAAUACAUCUUUUUCAAUUUC